Molecule: messenger RNA, 1879 nt
Organism: Vigna unguiculata (cowpea)
Lineage: Eukaryota; Viridiplantae; Streptophyta; Magnoliopsida; Fabales; Fabaceae
Product: protein WVD2-like 4
Biological process (GO): microtubule cytoskeleton organization
Molecular function (GO): microtubule binding
Source: RefSeq, a predicted model, not a curated record
AUUGUGGCAGUUCCUAUCUAUUCCACUUCAUUGAAAGCUAGUCCCACUUGAGCUUUCUUUCCACAAAUCUAUCUUGCAUAUCUUCAAUGAAAACCUGAGUGUCACCAACUCCAUCUUUCAGUUUCAUCUUUCACAUACACUUAAAAAUCCACUUCUUCUGGUGCUUCUAAUCCAACCCACCACAAUUGAAACUGUGUUCUGCAUGUUACUCUACCAAUCUUUACAAAAAUUCAGUCUUUGAAUUUCUUUAGUCCUUUUUAUCAAUCAGGGCCACAGACAAAAUCCCAGGUUUAAGAGCACAAUGGAAUCUGAAAAUGGAGUUGCCAUGGAGGACGAGAAACAUGUUAUUGGGGAAACAACUAACGAGAACAUAAACAAGGAAGCUGAGAAAACUUGCAAUGCUGAAAUUCAGACCACGAAUGAGGCAUCUGAAUCCAUUGUAAAAGUUGAAGGGCCCAAAUCUACAGCAAGUAGAAACUCAAAACUUGCCAAGGAACAUGGUGGCAAAGGUGAUGUCGCUUCAAAGAAGAACAAAUCUGUCACCAAAGACAAACCCAAUUUGAAGUCCACAGCUUCAUCACCUCAAACACACAGGCCAAACCUCUCCAAGAGCCUUUCUUUCCCAGCCAAACCAGCUGCUAGAGAUGCCAUGAAGAAAAGCAUCAAUGGCAGUCUUGUGAAGACAGAAACUAAGCAUGUUAAUGGGGCUAGAGCUCAGCCUUCCAUUCGUCGUUCAAGCAAGCUGACAAACAAUGAAGUUAACUCAAAGGAGUCUGAAAAAAACACUGGAAAUUCUAACCAUAGAACCUCUUUAACAUCCAUGAAUAACCUUAAAACCUCUGAGAUUGGAGAGUCCUCUCCGGCGGUGAAUGCGGUUUCCAAGAGCCUUACAUCUGAGGCAUCCUUACCUGAUGAUCAGAUUUCAACCCCAGCAAAAACUGAAAAACCAAAUAAAGAGGAUGAUGAUGCUCACUCCACAACUUCAAGUCAUACUCCUCGAAGGAGAAGCAGUGGUUCUGGAUUUUCCUUCAGAUUGGAAGAAAGAGCUGAAAAGAGGAAGGAGUUCUUCUCAAAGUUAGAAGAGAAAAUUCAGGAAAAGGAAGCAGAGAAAACUAAUCAGCAAGAGAAAUCAAAGGAAAACCAGGAGGCUGAGAUCAAGCAAUUGAGGAAGACUAUGACAUUCAAAGCCACUCCAAUGCCAAGUUUCUACAAGGAACCUCCUCCAAAAGUUGAAUUGAAGAAGAUACCUAUAACACGCCCAAAAUCUCCAAAGCUUGGAAGAAACAAAGGAUAUGUUGUGAACCAUUCAGAUGAUAAAUCCUGUUCUAGUCCACAUGCAAAACAGCAACAGAAUGAUUCAACCAAGGCAAAGGUAAAGGGUACUAAUAAAGAAGUGAUUUCAAAGAAACCAAUCAGAAAAACUCAAGCCAAGGUGCAGUCUCAGGAAACUGCAAUUGGAAAAACUGAGAAGAAUCCUGUGAAGUCUACUAAAAUCAACCAAGAUGUGAAAGCAGGCACAGGAAACAAUGAAGAAUGCCAUGAUCCACCAGUUUGCAAUUCUGAAUAUCAAGAUGACAUGGAGCUAGAAUCCAAAACUGAGCUUACUCAGAAUGGUGCACUGGUCUUAAAUUCAUCCACACCCGAGAUUGUAUCAUACGAGGUUACUGUGGGAGUGUAGAUUCACAUAUAUAUAGCCAGAGAGUAUUUAUAUAAACAUAGGACUCCUUGUUACCAGUUAUUUCAUUGUUGUUGUGAAUAUAGAGAUUGUUUCAUGUUCAUUAUAAUCUUGUAUUGCAUUUGAAGAUAGGUUGAUUGUUCUUAUAUUGAACUGUUGCUGUUUGUAAUGAAUAUUUUGUUAAUUCAUUAUUUACCAAACUGU